This is a messenger RNA of Gamsiella multidivaricata, 163 nucleotides long. RefSeq lists its product as uncharacterized. Gene Ontology annotation, molecular function: protein binding. The annotation marks the transcript as partial. The transcript has a single exon. The record is from RefSeq and is a predicted model, not a curated record. Lineage: Eukaryota; Fungi; Mortierellomycota; Mortierellomycetes; Mortierellales; Mortierellaceae.
GACAACACGGUGCGGCUGUGGGAUGUGAAUUCGGGUCAAUGUUUGGCAGUUGUUGAAGAUUUCCAUGGGUUAAUCGCAAGUAUCACCUGGAACCCUACUCCAAACGGCACCUAUUUCGCAACCAGCUGUUUCGAUAAGUCUGUUCGCAUGUGGCAGGUCAUAG